Molecule: messenger RNA, 2395 nt
Organism: Crotalus tigris (Tiger rattlesnake)
Lineage: Eukaryota; Metazoa; Chordata; Lepidosauria; Squamata; Viperidae
Gene: RELB
Product: RELB proto-oncogene, NF-kB subunit
Exons: 12
Coding region: 171-2021 (616 amino acids)
Biological process (GO): regulation of transcription by RNA polymerase II; innate immune response; canonical NF-kappaB signal transduction
Cellular component (GO): cytoplasm
Molecular function (GO): DNA-binding transcription factor activity, RNA polymerase II-specific; RNA polymerase II cis-regulatory region sequence-specific DNA binding
Source: RefSeq, a predicted model, not a curated record
GCAGCCGGCCCAGCAGGGGGAAUUCCGAGAACCCUGGGCUCCGUUCGGGACCCAAAAGGACUUUUUCUUUUGCUUUUUUUUUUUUAAAAAAAAGGGAAGCGAAGAAGAAGAAGAAGAAAAAACUCUGAACGAUCUUCGGGGCUGCGGGGAUUGUGGGCUCCGCCGGGGCAAUGAACAGCCUGGGACGGAGCCGGCGGCCGCAGCCGGAGAUGCUGUCUGCUUCUCUAGCCCCCCUGCUUGCAGCUUCCAGCUUAUCCACGAUGCAGCCGACUGGAGAGACUUCUGAUGAACUAGCAAUCAUAGAUGAGCUGAUUAAAGAAGAUGGUUUUGAUGAGGAGCCAGGAUCCGCCCGGGCCAGUCUGAACGGGCCGGCCAAGCUGAUUCCCAGAAGCACCAACUUUACCCCCCGAGGCGAGAUGCAGAUAGCUGGAGGGAUGAGCCUCUUGCAGAACGGGCUGGAGCCUUUCGGGGUCCCAGCCCCCCCUGCCCCGAAUUCCCCCCGAGAUUCCUUCCCCUCCCAGCUGUCCCAGAGCCUCAAUAACUUGUCCUUGCGGUCCCAGCUGAUCUCAAGGGGGAUGCCCCCCCUUCCCCCUUCCCCCAGCCAGGACUUGAAUGCUCCUUGGCCAGAUCCCGGUCCUUCGGGGGCCCCCACGGGGGGCCCAGAGCCCCUGGAAGACGCCAUGCGGGACCCCCCCGAGCUGGUGAUCAUCGAGCAACCGAAGCAGCGAGGGAUGCGCUUCCGGUACCAGUGUGAAGGACGGUCCGCCGGGAGCAUUCUGGGCGAAGGGAGUAGCGAGACGAACAAAACGCUGCCCACCAUUGAGCUGCAAAACUUUGAGGGCAUCCCAGAAGUGAAAGUGACAGCUUGCUUGGUCUGGAAGGACUGGCCUUAUCGGAUCCACCCCCACAGCCUGGUAGGCAAGGACUGCAACAACGGGCUGUGCGAAGUGAUCCUGAAGCCUCGAAUCAACGCCAGGCACAGUUUUAACAACCUUGGGAUCCAGUGUGUGAAGAAGAAAGACAUAGAGGAAGCCAUCGAGAAAAAGCUACAGCUUGGAAUUGACCCUUUCAAAGCUGGUUCACUGAAGAAUCAUCAAGAGGUUGACAUGAACGUGGUCCGGAUCUGUUUCCAGGCCUCUUAUCAGGACUCUAUGGGGAAAACAUGGCAUCUGAAUCCUGUCCUCUCGGAAGCCAUCUUUGACAAAAAAUCCACAAACACAUCAGAACUCAAAAUCUACCGGAUGAACAAAGAACAGGGAAGCUGCACGGGUGGCGAGGAAUUUUAUUUGCUGUGUGACAAAGUCCAGAAAGAAGACAUCUCUGUUGUUUUCCGGAAAGAUGCUUGGGAGGGCAGAGCUGAUUUCUCACAAGCAGACGUCCAUCGGCAGAUUGCCAUCGUCUUCAAGACCCCCCCGUACCAACACCUUGACAUCCUGGAGCCCGUGGAAGUGGAGGUGUACCUGCGUCGCUUGACGGACAGUGUUUCCAGCGAACCAUUCCCUUUCACCUACCUGCCCAAAGACACAGAUACAUACCGGGUGAAUAAAAAACGGAAGCAAGGUAUGCCUGACGUCCUGGAAGAACUUUCUGGUCCAGAUCCUCACGGGAUUGAAGCAAAAAGGAAGAAGAAGAAACCUGACUAUCUGGAUCACUUCAACUUGACUCCUUCAGUAGACUUCUCCCUGCCCUCUCCGGAAGACAGGGGUUUCCUGGCCAGCAUGGACCGCAUCACUCUGCCGGACCUGUUUGAGGAAUUUGGCCGGUUUUCCGGAUUUUCACCCUACGGCGGCCCCAGCUUGAGCGACGUGGUCCUGCCUUCCGCUACGAACUAUGCAGAACGAGCAGAACAGGAAUUCUUGCUCGAUGCUUAUUCGGUCCACUCGGGCGUCACCGUCCCUCUGGCGCUGCCCGGGGACCCAGAACCCGAAGGGGUGGCAACCUUGGUGGGGAGCAGCAUGUUCCCCAGUCAGUAUAAAGAAGAUGAAGAAGAACUAGAAAUGGGGAACACCACAGCCGUGUGACGGAAGGGCCGCAGUCUCCAUUUUGGACUCGGGAGAAAACCAACGAACGAUUUAUUUCUUGCUGACAACUCAUGGAGGAAAAAGCUAGUAGAAAUCUCUGCUGGGACAGCCCUCUGUGCGAGGAGAAGAUGUGAAGAAACAGGGAAGGGAAGACGAUUGCACUAACGGUGGAAUAAUGGAAGAGAGACUGCAGAAUUAAGGGGGAAGGACUCCACGCACACGUCCUGUUUUCUCUUCCGCGGUUCUCCGUGUAUCAAAUCGGAGCAGCGAGAACAGGGUAGAUCAGUGAUGGCGAACCUUUUAGAGACUGAGUGCCCAAAAAUUGGCCCUGUCCCCGCUCCACCCCCCUGCCCUGCCCCUGCUCUGCCCCCCAU